Molecule: messenger RNA, 655 nt
Organism: Cercospora beticola
Lineage: Eukaryota; Fungi; Ascomycota; Dothideomycetes; Mycosphaerellales; Mycosphaerellaceae
Source: RefSeq, a predicted model, not a curated record
CGUCCGUUUGUGAAACCAAAUAUUUUUGACGAUAACAGGAAAGAUGAAGACCUCAACAUUCGCCGCAGCGUUCCUUUUCGGCUCCGUUCUCGCCUUACCAGCUCCCGUCCCAGACAACGAAGCCGACGACAAGCCCAAAUGCGUCAAGCCAAAAGAAGCAGAGAAAUUCGUUGAUCGCUACAUUGGCUUCCUCAGUCGCGCCGGUUCCGACCUUGGUGAUGCGCACGCAACAGGCGAAGCUCUCGCCGGCGACGAUAUCGAGCUGCACUCAUUUUCAAUCAAUUCGGCCAAAGGCACACCUGUCAAUGGGAACGGAGAUGGACUGAUCUCCAAGGGCAAAGAAGACUACAUCAAUAAUGUGUGGGGAACGCAUGCACUGCCGCCACAAGGCAUCCAUACCCUCUCAGCUCUCGCUGCUUGUGAUGACGGCAAUUCGAAAAUCAUCUGGCAAUGGCAAUUCGACAGCGUUGAAGGCAACACAGACAACCCAGCGCCCAUCAGAGGUUUCACUUUAUUCAGCGUGGUUCGAGACGACGGCCCAGCAGAAUUCAAGAUCGAGAAAGUCGAUGUCGAAUUCGAUAGCAUUGCUUGGGCUGCAGAUUUGAAAGGAAGUUCUGGUCAGCAGCCCGCGCCCCAGCACGGGUAUCAGUCAUGA